Molecule: messenger RNA, 621 nt
Organism: Ustilago hordei
Lineage: Eukaryota; Fungi; Basidiomycota; Ustilaginomycetes; Ustilaginales; Ustilaginaceae
Exons: 1
Coding region: 1-621 (206 amino acids)
Biological process (GO): endoplasmic reticulum to Golgi vesicle-mediated transport
Cellular component (GO): COPII-coated ER to Golgi transport vesicle; endoplasmic reticulum membrane; Golgi membrane
Molecular function (GO): COPII receptor activity
Source: RefSeq, a predicted model, not a curated record
AUGCUACUGAACAUCCUGACAGCGUUCUUCAUCGCUGCUGCCGCAGCCACCCUCCUAAUCUGCUUGGCACUAGGACUGCUCUCCCUGUCCCAAUACAUCGAAUGCCACGCCGCCCGAGCUCGCCGAUACGGCCUUGGAGCGCUCUACCUCCUCACCGUCAUCCAGAUCCUCCUCGUCAUCAUCGACAAUGUACCAUUCCUACCACUGCUUCCGAACCUCAUCUCUGCACCGCUACACUACACGGCGCUCUCACAUCCCGACUGGCCAUUCUCUUUCACCCGCACCCCCUCACGAACAACUUGGCCAUGGAUGAGCCUCCUCUCGCUAAUCCUCCUACCCCUAGCAUCGCACAUUUACGUAGUCCGACAUCACACACUCACCCUCCACGCAUGGCAUCAACAUCGAUACGACACCCUCCACCGACCUAAACUCCCCGGUGGCCGACUCGACUGGGACGUUAAGAGCACAGAUCCACCCACAGCAGGCGAAAUGACCAACUUGCAGGUAUGCGCGGUACUGGCGCUAUGUGUGUGGACGAUACCUGUGUAUAGGUUGCUGGGUAGGAUUGCGGCUGCGGAGUGGCGGGGUUACAUCGGGAGGCAGAGGGAAGGGGGAAGGUGA